Messenger RNA from Anisakis simplex (herring worm), 372 nucleotides. NCBI's taxonomy places the organism in Eukaryota, Metazoa, Nematoda, Chromadorea, Rhabditida, Anisakidae. The record is from the annotation of a GenBank genome assembly.
AUGCACGUCGUCGAAUCGAUAUUCCGACGGCAGUUCCAACUUGGACGUACGUCGUCGAAUCGAUAUCGCGACGGCAAUUCCAACUUGGAUGCACGUCGUCGAAUCGAUAUUCCGACGGCAGUUCCAACUUGGACGUACGUCGUCGAAUCGAUAUCGCGACGGCAAUUCCAACUUGGAUGCACAUCAUCGAAUCGAUAUCCCGACGGCAAUUCCAACUUGGAUGCACGUCGUCGAGUCGAUAUCCCGACGGCAGCUCCAACUUCAUUUCGCCAACAAUUUUUUGCUGAUUUUCCACCUUUAGCGUAUAACGAGCCGCCUUCGGCGAAUUCUGCAAAUCAACUUGAUAAAAAUGUUCCAACUGCUAUGCCAUAG